CAGCUCGGGGUCCUUCAAGCCUCCCUCGGUCUUGGCUGCCAGUGGACGUCUCUCCUGCGAGCCGACCAACAGACCUCAGCAUCAGUGCAGAAUGCCACUCGGAGGAGGCAACAAGUGCGGCUGCUGCCAGAAAACGGUGUACUUUGCAGAAGAAGUGCAGUGUGAAGGACAGAGCUGGCACAAAUCCUGCUUUCGCUGCAUGGUGUGCAAGAAGAACCUGGACAGCACCACAGUGGCUGUGCACGUGGACCAGAUCUACUGCAAGUCCUGCUACGGCAAGAAGUACGGGCCCAAAGGCUACGGCUACGGAGGAGGAGCAGGAACCCUCAACAUGGACACGGGAGAGAGACUGGGAAUCCAACAUGAAGCAGAAUCUCCACACCGUCCUACCAAUAACCCCAACACUUCCAAGUUUGCCAUGAAAGCCAGCAGCUCUGACGCGUGCCCACGAUGCGAAAAAACCGUGUAUGCGGCCGAGAAGGUCAUUGGUGCCGGCAAAUCGUGGCACAAAGGUUGCUUCCGUUGUGCCAACUGCGGAAAAGGACUGGAGUCUACCACGCUGGCUGACAGGGAUGGUGACAUCUACUGUAAAGGUUGCUAUGCCAAGAACUUUGGUCCCAAAGGGUUUGGUUUUGGUCAAGGUGCCGGAGCCCUGGCUCACUCCCAGUAAAGCCAGGACCCACUCCACGUCUCCGGGUUGUUGGACUGAGCUUCUUCUCCUCCACGUGUGAAACUUCCUACUUGGGUGUGUCCAAGUUCACUUCUAUUGCACCUUCUCUCAGAACACUUCCCUCGGCACAAGACGAUAAAAAAUAUUGACGUUACACCGUUGCUACUCUUGGUAUUGUUAGUGUCGAUUGAUACUGUUUGAGUCAAAAGCUUAGUGGUUAGGGAUGCUUCUUGGUAUCCUCCUGUUGUGUGUAGAGUAGCAUGUUUAACUACUCUCUGUCCUGAUAAUGUUACGUGUAAAAAAGUGUCAUUUCCACGAAGAAGCUGCACUGUUGAGGAAUGUUAGUCACGAGCUCGCUAGCAAGAUGCUACCUUGCUAUUUGCCGAUGUCAGAUGUGCAGACUAGAAUGUUCCGUCAACAUGCAUGAUCAGCAAUAUUACAUGAUACUAUAUUUAAUUGCACAACCCUUCUGUUAAGGUCAAAUGUAGUUCUAGAAAUAUUCAUAAAAAAACACAACUGAUUUUGGAACCACUUCGGAAGAGAAGGUUUGUAAGGUCUAGUCCUGACCACCACUUCACUGAUCCUGACAUUCCUGCCUUGUCUUCUUCAUCUGGAAGCUGCUCUGCUUUAGUGCGUCACAUGUCAGAUGUCAUCUUGGUGACACUAAAUAAAUAUCCUGUGUCAGCACUCUUUUCAUUCCAAGGUUUUGUCCCUUUGUGCUCUUUGGUCUUCCUGUGUGAAAUGAUGCAGCAGAUGGAAAGUACACCACAUGAAACCCGGGGCAGAAUGAUGUUCCUUUAUGUCAUGUUCCUUUACGUCAAAUAGACUUAGACACACAGGGGAAAUUGUUCCACACGAUAGCUCAGGUACAAUGGAUGGAAAGGAUAAUGCACACAAGAGGGUGAAAACAAAAGGCAUAAAGUAGACUAAAAAUGAAGCAUAGUAGCAAUAUAAAAUAUAACAUGUGUAAUAAGUACAUAUUAUAUAUAUAUAGUAUAUUAAGGGCAUACUGAAAUGAAUUUUUUUUAUUUAAAUGGGGAUAGCAGAUCCAUUCUAUGUGUCAUACUUGAUCAUUUCGCUAUAUUGCCAUAUUUUUGCUGAAAGGAUUUAGUAGAGAACAUAGACGAUAAAGUUUUGGUCGCUUAUAAUAAAAACCUUGCAUGUACCGGAAGUAGCGUGACGUCGCAGGUUGAAAGGCUCCUCACAUUUCCCCAUUGUUUACACCAGCAGCGAGAGCGAUUCGGACCGAGAAAGCGACGAUUACCCCAUUAAUUUGAGCGAGGAUGAAAGAUUCGUGGAUGAGGAACGAGAGAGUGAAGGACUAGAGUGCAGUGCGGGACGUAUCUUUUUUCGCUCUGACCGUAACUUAGGUACAAGCUGGCUCAUUGGAUUCCACACUUUGUCCUUUUUCUAUUGUGGAUCACGGAUUUGUAUUUUAAACCACCUCGGAUACUAUAUCCUCUUGAAAAUGAGAGUCGAGAACGUGAAACGGACAUUCACAGUGACUUAUCUCCACGACAAUACAUCGGCGAAGCUCUUUAGCUACGGAGCUAACGUGAUAGCAUCGGGAUUAAAUGCAGGUAGAAACAAAAUAAAUAAACCCCUGACUGGAAGGAUAGACA
Messenger RNA from Entelurus aequoreus (snake pipefish), 2292 nucleotides. RefSeq names its product cysteine and glycine-rich protein 1-like. Gene Ontology annotation, molecular function: actinin binding; structural constituent of muscle. The record is from RefSeq and is a predicted model, not a curated record. Lineage: Eukaryota; Metazoa; Chordata; Actinopteri; Syngnathiformes; Syngnathidae. Gene Ontology annotation, biological process: muscle tissue development; sarcomere organization. Gene Ontology annotation, cellular component: nucleus; Z disc; cytoplasm. The transcript has 6 exons. The coding region runs from base 92 to 670 and encodes 192 amino acids.